AAAAUGCUUUUUGUUCAUCAAGCCACAACACUAAUGAUGUCCACUCCAAUCUUAGCAUCAUCAUCUCAAAAUGGAAAAACACAUAAAAUUGUUCGGCCAACUAAAACUUUUCAGCCACAUAUUUGGGGAGAGCGACUCGUACGUUACACUAUUUCAGAACAGGAAUUGUGUAAUAAAGAAGAACGAGUUCAAGAAUUAAAAGCAGAAGUAGGAAAAGACAUAUUUGGAGAAUCAACAUAUGAUGUUUCGAAUCAAUUGAAGUUAAUUGAUGUCGUGGGAUGUUUGGGAUUGUCUUAUCAUUUUGAAAGUGAAAUAGAAAACGAGCUAGAAUGCAUUUACAACCAAAGCAUUGAUCAGAAUUACCUUUUCAAAGAUGAAGAUUUACAUGACGCUUCUAUUCGGUUUAGACUUCUACGUCAACAUGGAUUUAAGGUUUCUUCUGAUAUAUUUGAAAAGUUCAAAGAUAAGGAUGGAAACUUUGAAAAAUGCUUGGCAACUGACACACUUGGUUUGCUUAGCUUAUACGAGGCUGCACAUUUGAGUUGUGUUGGAGAACAUAUACUAGAUGAAGCGCUUGCUUUCGCUACCAGACAUCUAACUGAGUUUUUGGCAAAUAAAAAAGAACAUGAUGAUCUGUUAUCAAAAGAAAUAUCUCGAGCCCUAGAAAGGCCCUUAAGAAAGAGCUUAGAAAAGCUUCAUGCCAGGCAUUUCAUUUCAAUAUAUGAAAAAGAGGCCUCUCAUAACAAAGCAUUGCUACAACUUGCAAAGUUAGAUUUCAAUCUAUUACAAUCAAUGCACAAAAAAGAGCUUAGUGAAAUCGUCAGGUGGUGGAAAGAACUAGACUUUGUACACAAAUUCCCUUUUGCAAGAGAUCGGAUUGUAGAACUAUACCUUUGGGUAUUAGGAAUCAAUUACGAACCCCAAUACCCUUUGGCAAGAAAUAUUUUAACCAAAAUCCUAGCACUCUGCUCAAUCGCUGAUGAUAUUUAUGAUGAGUAUGGCACAUUUGAAGAACUUGAGCUCCUAUCUGAAGCAAUUGAAAGGUGGGACAUAAGCUUUAUGGAUAAACUCAAUCAAGAAUAUUUGAAAACAUUUUACAAGGUUCUUUUGAAUUUUUGUGAAGAAUUUGAGCAAGAGCUUACGAAGGAAGAAACUUAUAGAGUUUACUAUGCAAAAGAAGCGUUCAAAGAAUUAGUCCGAGCGUUUUUGGACGAAGCUCGGUGGUUGAAGGAAGGACGCGUCCCAAGUUUCGAAGAGUAUUUGAAAUUUUCUAUGAAUAAUUAUGGUGGUUACUUCAAGUUGAUAGUGAGCUCUUUGGUCGGAACGAAAACAAAUAUUGUGACAAAAGAAGUUUUCGAGUGGCUCUCAAAAAACCCGAAGAUUGUUAGGGCAUCCAUCACUAUUUCCAGGCUCAUGGAUGACAUAGCUGAACACAAGUUUGAGCAAGUGAAAUGCGAUGAACUAUCUGCAGUGGAAUGCUACAUGAAGCAAUAUGGUGUAUCCAAAGAAGAAGCAUAUGACGAACUCAAUAAACGAGUAGUUAAUGCAUGGAAAGAAAUAAACGAAGAGUUUCUGAAGCCAACUGAUGUAGCUUCACCUAUAUUAGUCCAUGUCCUUAAUUUUUCGAGAGUAGUGGAUCUUCUCUACAAAUAUGGUGAUGGCUAUACACAAGUUGGAAAAGUGACCAAAGAUACGGUUGCUGCUUUGCUUAUUGAUCCGAUUCCAUGAUAAAUCUAUCAUUUAUAUAUACAUAUAUGUAUAUAUAUAUAACUUAUAUAACAAGACUCUAUUAAUUACUUAUGCUUGUUAAAUUUAAUAAAUAAAUUAAGUAUUUAGUAUCUCAUCAACGUUUUUAUUGUCCUAUGUGUACGUAAGUGGGAAGAGAUAUGUCGGCUCUUUCAAUAUAUAAUUAAUUAAGGGUA
This is a messenger RNA of Humulus lupulus (European hop), 1922 nucleotides long. RefSeq names its product germacrene-A synthase-like. Lineage: Eukaryota; Viridiplantae; Streptophyta; Magnoliopsida; Rosales; Cannabaceae. The record is from RefSeq and is a predicted model, not a curated record. The transcript is spliced from 7 exons. The coding region runs from base 4 to 1728 and encodes 574 amino acids. Gene Ontology annotation, molecular function: magnesium ion binding; terpene synthase activity. Gene Ontology annotation, biological process: diterpenoid biosynthetic process.